Molecule: messenger RNA, 9701 nt
Organism: Cavia porcellus (domestic guinea pig)
Lineage: Eukaryota; Metazoa; Chordata; Mammalia; Rodentia; Caviidae
Gene: Ylpm1
Product: YLP motif containing 1
Exons: 18
Coding region: 182-6364 (2060 amino acids)
Biological process (GO): regulation of telomere maintenance
Cellular component (GO): nucleus
Source: RefSeq, a predicted model, not a curated record
UCCCCGCCUUCCCGGCCGCGGGCCCCCGCUCGGUAGCGCCGGCGCACUGGCGCGCUCCGUUUACACGCUCUGGGGCCUAUAGCUGCCGCGAGUUCCGGCUAUAGCCGUCGCCUCUGCGCUCCUGGAGGUCGGUUGCGACGAGUAACGGCGUCAGAACGAGCCCUGCGUCUUCUUUUUCGCCAUGUAUCCGAAUUGGGGCCGGUAUGGCGGGAGCAGCCACUACCCACCGCCGCCGGUCCCGCCGCCGCCACCGGUGGCGCUUCCUGAGGCCUCGCCAGGGCCCGGGUACUCGAGCUCGACGGCUCCCGCGGCCCCCUCCUCUUCGGGCUUCAUGAGCUUCCGCGAGCAACACCUGGCGCAGCUCCAGCAGCUGCAGCAAAUGCACCAGAAGCAAAUGCAGUGCGUGCUCCAGCCCCACCACCUUCCUCCGCCCCCGCUGCCACCCCCGCCGGUAAUGCCGGGGGGCGGCUACGGAGACUGGCAGCCGCCGCCGCCACCGAUGCCCCCGCCGCCUGGACCGGCCCUCAGCUAUCAGAAGCAGCAGCAGUACAAACACCAGAUGCUCCACCACCAACGGGAUGGACCUCCUGGUUUGGUUCCAAUGGAGCUGGAUUCCCCCCCUGAAUCGCCCCCUGUACCGCCCGGGUCCUAUAUGCCCCCGUCCCAAUCAUAUAUGCCCCCACCUCAACCACCACCCUCCUACUAUCCCCCUUCCUCGUCUCAGCCCUACCUGCCUGCAGCUCAGCCAUCCCCUUCGCAGUCUCCACCUUCCCAGUCCUACCUGGCGCCCACCUCUUACUCUUCUACUUCCUCCUCGCAGUCGUAUUUGAGCCAUUCUCAGUCCUACUUGCCCUCUUCUCAGGCGUCUCCUUCCCGCCCCUCGCAGGGCCAUUCUAAAUCCCAGCUACUGCCACCACCGUCGGUCCCUUCUGGGAAUAAGACAACUGUCCAACAAGAACCUUUGGAGAGUGGGGCCAAGAACAAAAGUGCUGAACAGCAGCAAACUGCUCCUGAGCCAGAUCCCUCUACGAUGACUCCACAGGAACAGCAGCAGUAUUGGUAUCGACAGCACUUGCUUAGUUUGCAGCAGAGGACAAAAGUGCAUUUGCCUGGGCACAAAAAGGGCCCAGUCGUAGCAAAAGAUGUACCAGAGCCAGUAAAAGAAGUUACAGGACCUGCCACCAGUCAAGUUUCAGAACCUCCUUCAUCUGAGGAACCUCCGUUACCACCUACAAAGGAGGAGGCACCACCUCCUCUCCCACCUGAGGAGCCACAGUCUGAGGACCCGGAAGAGGAUGCCAGGUUAAAACAGUUGCAGGCUGCAGCAGCACAUUGGCAACAGCACCAACAACAUCGAGUUGGCUUCCAGUAUCAGGGGAUAAUGCAGAAACAUACUCAAUUACAGCAGAUCCUACAGCAGUACCAGCAGAUUAUACAGCAGCCGCCACAUCUACAGACCAUGUCUGUAGAUGUACAGCUGCGGCAUUAUGAGAUGCAGCAGCAGCAGUUUCAACAUCUCUACCAAGAGUGGGAGCGAGAGUUUCAGCUGUGGGAGGAGCAGCUCCAUUCUUACCCUCAUAAAGAUCAGCUUCAGGAAUAUGAAAAGCAGUGGAAAACGUGGCAGGGACACAUGAAGGCCACCCAGACCUAUCUCCAGGAGAAAGUCAGUUCAUUUCAGAACAUGAAGAACCAAUACAUGGGGAACAUGUCAAUGCCUCCUCCUUUUGUUCCAUACUCUCAGAUGCCUCCACCUCUACCAACAAUGCCCCCUCCAGUAUUGCCUCCAUCAUUGCCACCACCAGUGAUGCCCCCUGCCCUGCCUGCCACUGUGCCACCACCUGCCAUGCCCCCACCCGUGAUGCCUCCUUCUCUUCCAACCUCUGUGCCCCCUCCAGGGUUGCCUCCAUCUCUGUCUUCAGCAGGGCCACCACCAGUUCUUCCCCCACCAACCCUGUCUUCUGCAGGGCCACCGCCAGUCCUCCCUCCACCCUCUCUGUCUUCAGGGGCACCUCCACCCAUCCUGCCUCUCCCACCACCACUGUCUUCAGCCACACCUCCUCCAGGAAUACCUCCCCCUGGUGUUCCACAAGGGCUACCUCCUCCGUUAACAGCAGCCCCAGUCCCACAGGCCUCUGGUUCUCAGAGCUCACAAGUUCCAGACAAACCUAGGCCAGCACUGCUUCCCACUCCUGUGUCUUUUGGUUCAGGCCCACCAUCAGCUUACCACCCUCCAAUGCAAUCAGAACAAAUGAAUUCUAAACCUCUGAGCAAGUCUACUCUGCCAUACGGUUCCUUCUCAGCUGAGCCAGGACUUGGGGAAUCUUCAGCUGCUCCAUCUCAGUCGAUUACUACAGCCAAGGACAUACCAGUGAGGUCAGGUGGACUGCUUCCAGAUCCUCCUAGAAGCAGUUACUUGGAAGGUCCAAGAGGCCCAAGAUUUGAUGGUCCUCGAAGAUUUGAGGAUUUAGGGUCAAGGUGUGAAGGACCGAGACCCAAAGGGCCUCGUUUUGAAGGAAAUCGCCCCGAUGGGCCAAGACCCAGAUAUGAAGGUCACCCAGCAGAGGGCACUAAAGGCAAAUGGGGAAUGAUUCCCCGGGGGCCAGCAUCUCAAUUUUAUAUUACCCCCAAUACAUCCCUAAGUCCUCGACAGAGUGGAACACAGUGGAAAGGCCCCAAACCAACUUUUGGACAGCAACAUCAGCAGCAAGCUAAGUCACAAGCAGAACCUCUUUCAGGAAACAAAGACUCAUUAGCAGACACCAGUAGUAACCAGCAGAAGAAUUUUAAAAUGCAAUCAGCUACAUUUCCCAUUGCUGCAGAUAUAAAGGAUGCCAAGGCGGCUCAGUCAAAUGAGAAUCUAAGCGACUCUCAACAAGAGCCACCUAAAAGCGAAGUCUCGGAAGGGCUCAUAGAGACUUCAGAUUGGGACCAGAAUUCUCAAAGUAUGGAUACUCAAAUGGACAAAACCCAAGGUGUUACACAGCCUGUAUCCCUUGCAAAUAAACCUCUACCUACUCAAUCUACUUUUCCCUCAAAAACGGGGGGCAUGGAGGGAGAAACCUCGGUAGCAACAUCAUCGUCAUUAACUGCAGAUAAUGAUUUUAAACCUUUGGGUAUUGGUCUGCCCCAUUCAGAAAACAACCAAGAUAAAGGACUGCCUCGGCCAGAUGGCAGAGAUAAUAGAUUAGAAGGCAGUCGAGGUAGCAGCUCAUCCUACAGAGGUCCUGCACAAGGCAGAAUGGAAGACUCACGGGAUAAAGGACUAGUAAACAGAGGUCGAGGCCAGGCAGUGAGUCGAGGCCCUGGGUUGGUCAAACAAGAAGACUUUCGUGAUAAGAUGAUGGGUAGAAGAGAAGACAGUCGAGAGAAGAUGAGCAGAGGAGAAGGCAGCCGGGACAGAGGGUUGGUGAGGCCGGGAAGCAGUCGGGAAAAAAUGCCAGGUGGACUGCAAGGCAGCCAGGACAGGGGCAGGGCUGGCAGCCGAGAAGGGGGACCCCCUCGGAGGGCUGGAAGUCAGGAGAGAGGACCCCCUCGAAGGGCUGGAAGUAGGGAGAGGGUACCACCCCGGAGAGCUGGGAGCAGGGAGAGGGGUCCACCUCGAGGGCCUGGCAAUCGGGAAAGGGCACUGGGCAGACCAGAUUUUGGUCGUGAUAGAGGUCCAUUCAGACCGGAACCAGGAGAUGGUGGGGAGAAAAUGUAUCCAUAUCACCGAGAUGAGCCUUCUAGGGCUCCGUGGGACCAUGGCGAAGAGAGAGGGCAUGAAGAGUUCCCAUUAGAUGGCAGAAAUGCUCCAAUGGAACGAGAAAGACUUGAUGACUGGGAUAGAGAGAGAUACUGGAGAGAGUGUGAGCGUGACUAUCAAGAUGAUGCAGUAGAUCCAUAUAACAGAGAGGAGCGGUUCUCAGCACCACCAUCUCGGUCUCAUGACGGAGAUAGGCGAGGCCCCUGGUGGGAUGAUUGGGAGAGAGAUCAGGAUAUGGAUGAGGAUUACAGUAGGGAAAUGGACAGGGACUUGGACAGGGAUGUAGAUCGAAUUGGAAGACCCAUGGAUAUGUAUGAUAGAAAUCUGGAUAAUGAGUGGGACAGAGAUUAUGGGAGACCAGUGGACGAACAAGAGUCACAGUUUCGUGAACGGGAUAUUCCAUCUCUUCCACCUUUACCACCCCUCCCACCUCUUCCACCUUUGGAUAGAUAUCGGGAUGAUAGAUGGAGAGAAGAAAGAAAUCGAGACCAUGGUUAUGAUCGAGAUUUCCGUGAUAGGGGUGAGUUGAGGAUUCGAGAGUAUCCAGAAAGAGGAGAUACGUGGCGGGAAAAGCGAGAUUAUGUUCCGGACAGACUGGACUGGGAAAGAGAACGGUUGUCAGACAGAUGGUACCCAUCUGAUGUGGAUAGACAUUCCCCCAUGGCGGAACAUAUGUCCUCCUCACAUCAUUCCUCUGAAAUUAUGGGGUCCGAUGCAAAUUUAGACUCUGACCAAGGCCUUGGAGGGGUAAUGGUUCUCAGUCAGAGGCAGCACGAAAUCAUUUUGAAAGCUGCACAAGAACUGAAAAUGCUUCGGGAACAGAAAGAGCAGCUUCAAAAGAUGAAAGACUUUGGGUCUGAGCCACAGAUUGCUGACCAUCUCCCACCCCAGGACUCGAGGUUGCAGAAUACACCAAGACCUGGGAUGUAUCCGCCUCCAGGGUCCUAUAGACCACCCCCUCCUAUGGGUAAACCACCAGGUUCACUUGUAAGACCGUCUGCUCCACCAGCAAGAUCAUCUGUUCCUAUGACCAGGCCACCUGUGCCAAUACCACCACCUCCACCUCCUCCUCCUCCACCUCCUCCUCCUCCUCCAGUGAUAAAGCCACAAACUUCAGCUGUAGAACAGGAGCGCUGGGAUGAAGAUUCUUUUUAUGGACUCUGGGAUACAAAUGAUGAACAAGGACUGAAUUCUGAAUUUAAGUCAGAAAAUGCAUCAAUUCCACCUGCCCCAGUAUUACCACCUCCACCUGUUCACUCUUCCAUUCCCCCUCCUGGCCCAAUGCCAAUGGGUAUGCCACCAAUGUCCAAACCACCACCAGUGCAACAGACUGUUGAUUAUGGCCAUGGCCGAGAUAUGUCCACUAAUAAAGUUGAGCAAAUACCAUAUGGAGAAAGAAUAACCCUACGCCCAGACCCACUACCUGAAAGAUCAACUUUUGAAACAGAUCAUGUAGGCCAGCGUGAUCGUUACGAUAGAGACCGAGACCGUGAACCGUAUUUUGAUCGAGAUUUUAAAAGAGAUCGGGAGACUCAUAGAGAUCGAGAUCGGGAUCGUGUUAUUGACUACGACCGGGAUCGAUUUGACAGAGAUCGCCGGCCCCGGGAUGAUAGAACUCAGUCUUAUCGAGACAAAAAAGACCAUUCCUCAUCCAGAAGAGGGGGAUUUGAUAGGCCAUCCUAUGACAGGAAGUCUGACCGGCCAGCCUAUGAAGGCCCGUCCAUGUUUGGAGGAGAACGAAGAACUUACCCAGAUGAGCGAAUUCCCCUGCCAGCUCCUUCACUGAGCCACCAGCCACCUCCAGCUCCUCGGGUGGAGAAGAAGCCUGAAUCUAAGAAUGUGGAUGACAUUUUGAAACCACCCGGCCGAGAGAGCAGACCUGAGCGAAUCGUUGUUAUAAUGAGAGGGUUGCCUGGCAGUGGAAAGACACAUGUUGCGAAACUUAUUCGCGAUAAGGAGGUAGAAUUUGGAGGACCUGCACCCAGAGUUUUAAGCCUGGAUGAUUACUUUAUCACUGAAGUAGAAAAGGAAGAAAAAGAUCCAGAUUCUGGCAAGAAAGUAAAAAAGAAGGUAAUGGAAUAUGAAUAUGAAGCUGAGAUGGAGGAGACGUACCGGACUAGCAUGUUCAAAACCUUCAAGAAGACUCUGGAUGAUGGCUUUUUCCCCUUCAUCAUUCUGGAUGCUAUCAAUGACAGAGUUAGACAUUUUGACCAGUUUUGGAGUGCAGCAAAAACCAAGGGAUUUGAGGUAUAUUUGGCUGAAAUGAGUGCGGAUAACCAGACUUGUGGCAAGAGAAAUAUCCAUGGAAGAAAGCUUAAAGAAAUAAAUAAGAUGGCUGAUCACUGGGAAACUGCACCUCGACACAUGAUGCGUCUAGACAUUCGUUCUUUACUACAAGAUGCUGCGAUUGAAGAGGUAGAGAUGGAAGACUUUGAUGCAAAUAUUGAAGAACAAAAGGAAGAAAAGAAAGAUGCAGAGGAAGAGGAAAGCGAACUGGAUGGAUCUGAGUCUUUCCCCGCGGAUACAGCCCUGAAGAACUCCUGUAACGUCAAGCUGGCGAUUUCCAAGAAGCAAUCAGGAACCUGCAUUCCCAAAGAGACCCCCAAGAAAGAGAAGACAUGAGGCUGGGAAGCACCAGCACCACAGAGAGGCCCUGCCAGAUGCCAUCCGUUCCUUGAGUGGUGGCUAAAAACCUCCAUGUUCUACCAGCCCUGGAUUUCUGCAGCCCUGAAACAAACACACCACAAACACAAACCUUAAAAUGACCUUAAAGUGAGAUAGCCCUGAAACAAAAUGUAUUUUGUGGGAGGAACCAGUUCCACUAGUGGAUACCUUUUAAUAAGUAGGAAAUGCUAAUUGAGAGUAAAUAUGUGCUCCAAAGUAUUCUUUUCCUUAUACCUUUUGCAGAAAAGUGUCCCUAAGCCCAUGACUGCUGAAUUUCAUCCAACCACUUUUUAGGGCUGGACCUUGAGGGCUUACAUUCCUCAAACCUGUUAAGUAGGGCUGUUGCAGAACCCUCGCCAAAACUGGCAUGGUAAGAGAUCCUCCAGGUCCAGCUUGACCUGGGCCUGAGGCCAGUGUAGGCUUAUGUUUCCAAACAUGCUGGCUGAAAAUCCGAUCAGUGGACACCAGUAGUUCUUAACAUUCUUGGAAAUGACAGUAAACUGCUCCUGUAGUCACAGUCAACUGGGAGGCAAGAAAAGGGAAACAUAGGCUGACCACCUGCAACCUGCAAAGUAAGAGGCCAGCCCAACAGCCAUCAGCCACCCAAGCGGCCAUACCUGUCUCAUGAUGAGAAUUCACACCAAUAACACCCAGGCUGGCUUUAAGGUGCCACCAGCAUGCCUUUAUGAAGAUCCUGCAGGCUGGUCUCGAACUUACUGCCCUCCUAAGUAGCUAGGAGUAUAAGCAUGUACUACAUGCAUGUUCAUUUGUUAUUUCCGGGAUGAAUUUGAGGUGACUUGCCAUGAAAGACCAACAGAUAAAAGACUAUUCACGUGAGAAUACAGGAAAGAACUAAAUGAGAAAAAGAACAGGAAUUGUUAAGAAAACCUAGGCCAAGAUAGCUGCACCUGAGCACAGCAUUUAUUCCUGAGCUUCCUAAUAUUAAGGCAAAAACAAGCUAUCUGACUUGAUAAUUCCAAAGCAUUAAGUCUAGACUAGCCUUAAGCCUGGUGGGCUGCUAUACAAGCUUCAGCAUGCAGACAAGCUGUUAUUUGCUGCAUCUACCUGUUGCCUGAAAAGAAGUUGUAGCUGUCAUCUCUGGGUGAGAUUGGCCACAGGCCACCAAGAUUCUCAGUGAAGAGCUCUUUUCUGAAACACCAAACAUUUAGGGAAGUCACACCUCAAAAUACCUCAUGGAACCCUGGUACUUUGUCUUACCUCAAAGUCACUUCCUUUGUUAUAGUGCGUAUUAAGAGCUCGAAAAAGUUCUGAGUCACGGAGAACUACCAGCAUUUUGGGAUUUGUGAUGCCAUCUGAAAUUGCUUGCCGGGCGGAUUUUUCCAUUUGGAUGUAAUAAAACUCACGAAAGUUGCUGAACCACUUGAUCAUCUGGGAGGUAAUGCAGCGGUUGAACUGUGCAAACAAGAGAUCCAUCAAGUCAGACAUCUGCCGUGAGGGGCUCACAACCAGAACCGUGAGCAGCCAGAGGGGCAACAGUGUAAUAGGGCCUUCCUUCUGAAAAAGAAGCUACAUGGUUUUCCUACUCAGUUGGACUCAAAAAUCUGAAUUAGCUCCAAUGCCCAUUUAUAAAGAAUUUUAUGGACUGAAUUUAUAUUUUCACCCAUGAGAACCUUUUUGUACUGUUGAAGUGUGACUUUGGGAGUGUCAUCGAGGGUCAAGACCACUGUGGUGCUAGCAUGGCAGCUCAAGGGCCUUCUGCCUGCUGAGGAGGGUCUUAGUAGUUUAUCGCCAACUUGGAGUUGCAGAAUUACAGUUUUCUUCAGGGAUCAACCAAGCAACUGAAUAUGAGGGAAGGAGCUGAAAAAGCUUGAAAGGAAUGAAUCCAAAAUAUUAACAGCUCCUACCCCACACCCUGGGUAAAAGAGGUCCUCAGAUUCUUUCUAUGGCAACAGGCAAAGGUUGGCUGCAACACUGGCUUCUGAUACUUUUCACUCAGUUUGGAAACAGUGACCUGAAUGCAGAUUUGACACUGUGUGACUUUGUGCACAGUCUUAAGGUCAACGUACAUAAAGCCAGGAAACUAGGCCAAAGGGUCCACUUACUACUGGUGUUUCUCUUUUCCUCUGCCUUUCCGUGUGUUCCUAGGAUUAUCCACAGCUCAAAAGUCUAAAACCUCAGAUAGCCAAACUUCCUAGCCCAAAGCUCUCCAUGUGUGAUUAUUCCAGCACUCUCUCCCCAGACCUAGAACUUGCACGAGCCCAUCAACAGCACAGAGAACUUGCAGCAGGGACCUUGAACUUGCCUCCCACAAGGCAAAACAUCCUGCCACUAAUUAUGCAGAGGAUGAGCCUCCGUUAAUGACUUUACCUGAACAUCAGGGAAAUAAGCCUUCAGGAGGUUGGAGCUGGGGUAUCGUGCGAAGAAAAACAUGAGUUUGGCCUUCUUCAAGUGACCAGGGUUUAGGCCUUCCUGGAUUUAUUUCAUUGUCAAGGAAAAUCAACAUUUUAAAACACCAGUUUAUCAAUUUCUUUUUUCAGAUCAUCCAAAUAGUGUUUGCCCCAUUCCUUGUGACUUCUAUUCUCUCUCUCUCUCUCUCUCUCUCUCUCUCUCUCUGUGAGUGUGUGUGUGUGUGUGUCUGUCUGUCUGUCUGUCUCUCCCUCUCUCUGGUUGAAUGGAAUAUUUUCUUUAUUUUUCUCUUUCUGAAAACUUGUCAGAUCAGCUGGAUGCAAUACACACAGUUAAGCUACAGAAUUCGAAAACCACCUUGUGUGUAAAAGGGUAUCACAUGGCAUGCGUAGAUACUGUUGUGCUGUGUGUAUUCACUCUUUUGAGAGUGAGAUGAGUAGCUCUAUCCUAGAUAAACCAUUUUGAAACCCUAUGUAAAGACUGAUUUCCCCUCUGCCUCAGCUUCUUCCCCUGGAGAGUGAGAGCUGCCCAUAAGGCCUCCAACCCGGCUGUCAUUCUAAUUCCCCUGCAGCUGUAACCCAGGCGGCAUGAGGCCAGGCCGGGUGCCAGUCCCUACUGUGCUCUUGCUCAGUGAAGAAACGUGAACUGUUGGCUGCGCCUGCCUCUCACUCUUCCCAGCCAGAAGAUCAGUUCCCUGUGGAGCCUUUCCUCGUCUAAUUAGGCCUUCCUCACCCUGAGCUCCCAAAGCUCUUUGUACAAAACUGUGUCAUAGCAAUGACCUUAUAGAAUUUUUAACCGCAUGUUACCUCCCCAUUUAGACUGUGAGCUCUUUGAGGGCAAGGACCGUAUUUUUUUAAUCUUUGUGUUCUAUGUGCCUAGCACUAAACUAGGCACAUAGUAGGUGCUCAAUAAAUGUGUGUUGGGUGAA